AUGCAUCCGCAAGCAUGCAAUGAGGAUCCGAAUCAAACAUUCUCUUCCAGAGCUCUGCCUACCUCAAGUUCUAUUUGCCCCGAAAUCACAACGGCAGCGAACAUUGCCACUUCCGUUGCGCCUACCUUGACGCCUUCCGAUUCUUCGAAUUCCUCUUCCUCUACUUCGUCCACCUCUUCGACUUCCUCUACCUCCUCCACUAAUUCAGGAAGUUCCCUGACUUGCGAUCUUAACGAUAGUGGAGUUGUCCUCCUCUCUACCAUGCAGGCCUCACCAAACUCUCGAAAGCCUUCUGCUUCUUCUGCGCUAGAGAAGCCCGGUACACUCGUUCCACCUGAUGUUAGUUAUCAUGAGAUACUAUCCUCAUCCACUGGAGCUCACCCGGAGCCAAUAUAUGUGCCAAAGACUUCCACCACUUGUUCACUUGUUUCUACUGCAACAGCAACAGCAACAGGCUCUCCCUCUUUUGGAGAUACUUUAGAAACGAUGGGUAUAUAUGUGGAAGUCGACGAAGACACUGAACCGCACCUUCGGUAUCGUCAUACCAGACACAGACGCCUUCGGGCAGCGUCGGCUUCCCGAUCCUUAUACCCCUCCAACUCUUCCACUGUUUCUUCCUCCACAUCUACUUCUCCCAUUCGUUCCUCUAUCUCCAACUCUUCCCCCUCUUCUCCUUCGUCUCCAUCUCCUCCUCUUGUCAACACAGCACGAACCUCCAUGCUACGAGCGAAUCGUCUCGGAGUGCGGCCACAUAGUCACGUUCUCUCCUCCCGACUCUGUGCUGCAGAGCCUCGACAGUCUACUUGCCAGUUUAUUGCACCCCUCUACGAUGAAGUGGCUGACGUAGAUGGGCGCCGGGGGGCUUGGAUUUUCCAGCAGGGUGACACUAGCAAUGCUAAAUUGGCGUCAAAAACUGAAGCGAAGUCGGUACAGAUGAAGGAAGAAAAUAAUGACGAAAUAUAUGAGUUUCCUGAGUGUUGGCGAGGGCAAUCAUCCUUUCAUCCCUCACCAACGACAGCCGAAAUAGUAGACAGGGCUCCUUGCGCUUCUGGUAAUUUAUGGACAUUGAAAGCGAUAACCAAUAUAUUUUUUAAACUUCGCUAA
Protopolystoma xenopodis is the source of this 1104-nucleotide messenger RNA. NCBI's taxonomy places the organism in Eukaryota, Metazoa, Platyhelminthes, Monogenea, Polystomatidea, Polystomatidae. The record is from the annotation of a GenBank genome assembly.